Molecule: messenger RNA, 2669 nt
Organism: Pezoporus occidentalis (night parrot)
Lineage: Eukaryota; Metazoa; Chordata; Aves; Psittaciformes; Psittacidae
Gene: PI16
Product: peptidase inhibitor 16
Exons: 2
Coding region: 147-1031 (294 amino acids)
Cellular component (GO): extracellular region
Source: RefSeq, a predicted model, not a curated record
AGUCAAGACCCACAACCACACUUGCAAUCACCACCACGUUCCCAACCACAGCCCAGCCCAGCCCCACACCGCUCACACCCAUCACAACAGCCAAGCCAAAACCUGCCACCACACAACCAACGCCAACCCCAGGCAAGCCAAAACCCAUGACACCAGCAACCACCACAGCCAUGGCCAUGCCAAAGCCCACCAUGCCAGCACCCAGCACCACUACUACCAAGCCAAAGGCCACCAUGCUAACAUCCACCACACCAAACCCCACCACAACUGUGACCAAGCCAGCACUCACCACAACCAACGAUGCAGCCAAGCCAGCACCCACCACACCAACACCUACCACUACUACAGCCAAGCCAAUACCUGCUGCUACAACAUCACCAAAGCCCAAACUCACCACCACAACACCAGCUUCUACCACAACAGCAAAGGUGCAGCCAAAACCUACCACAACCACAAAGCCAGAACGCACUGAAACAGAAAGACCCACUCCUACUGGGGCAACUGGGCUAUCUCUUUCCUUGGAGCCCACAACAGACUUAGAUUAUGAAGUGUCUCCAGAAGCAGAGGUAGACACUGGAGAGCCUGUUAGCCCCUUAACUACAGAGGAUCCAGCCUUGUUAGAAAGCAUGGGCACAGCCUUCAGCCCCAAAUCAGUCCCAGAAACAAAUCAAGGUCUCAAAGAGGAUGGGAAGGAGAAAUCGGCCUUUUCCAGCCCACCUCCAUCCCUCAACCAAAUAGUUCCAGAGAUCAAGUUAGGCUUCAACAAAGCUGAGCUCAUAACCCCCUCAAAGCCAGUGCUCUUCAGCCCUGAAGAACCCACCUUCUUGCGCUUAACUUCAUCUGCCAAAGACCAAAAAGGGCAGAGCCCUGCUUUCCAGAACUCCCUCUCAGGAGCCCUGGGCACCGAAGAACUGGAGACAAACUCGGACCAGGCAAGCGUGGAUCAGCCCACGGCUGGAGCCCCCAGUACCUGCAUGGGGCUUUCGCUCUUCCUCCUGCCCAGUGUCAUCCUGGUGGGCCUUCUGCUUUGAAUGGUCUUCCUCAGCUGCCCCUGCACCGGUCACCAAGGCUUUCUUCAGCACUGGUUGUUCCACAACCCUCGCAGGCUUGGGAGACGCCACAGACAAUACAGGUUGACACGCUCUCUUCUUAUGCUGCCUUAUCUGCUCCAGCCCCAGGGAGCCAAGGGCAGCUGGCAGUCCCAUAGGAACCUGGUCCCCUUCCUGAGGAGACCCAAGGGCAGGAGGGUGUCUGCCAUAGUGCUGGGGACCUUGGAUGCUUCUCCUUUCCUCUCAGCCAGCCUGGACUUCUGGUCCGUUUCCAAAUGGAAUGUGAUGAGCUCUCCCACCACCCGUGUGGCUGGCCGGCCCCGCCGCACCGUGUCCCCAGGGAAAGCACAAUGACUUGGAAACCGAGUGGCACUGAGACAUGGGCAUUGGUGUUUGUCUGUAGGUGAGACGUGGUGGUUGGGUUUGUCAGGAUAAGUUUCCAGCGGAAGCACUCCUUGCUCCUCCUGAUGUGUCUGUCUCAGUUCUGGAGAAGUUUCAUCUCUUCCCUUCUUCUCCAAAAAGAGUGGCUUCUUUUUUCCACAGGAGAGGAUUUCUGUUUCCUUCCUGGUUCUGGUACAGUUAUGGCCAGUGCUACCCAAAUGUUCUCCUUUCUCCUCCUCACACCUCUGCAGCCUUCGCCUCCUUCCUCUCUUCUGCUCUCUGCUGCAUGUACCCAUUCCACAGUCAUGGAAUCAUGGAACCCCAGCCUGGUUUGUGUUGAAGGGACCUUAAAGCUCCUCCAGCUCCAACCCUGCCACGGGCAGGGACCCUUUCCACUAGAGCAGCUUGCUCCAAGCCCCUGUGUCCAACCUGGCCUUGAACACUGCCAGGGAUGGGGCAGCCACAGCUUCUCUGGGCACCCUGUGCCAGCGCCUCAGCACCCUCACAGGGAAGAGCUUCUGCCUCAGAGCUCAUCUCAGUCUCCCCUCUGGCAGGUUAAAGCCAUUCCCCUUGGCCUGUCCCUACAGGCCCUUGUCCCAAGCCCCUCUCCAGCGUUCCUGCAGCCCCUUUAGGCACUGGAGCUGCUCCUUCUCUUCUAGUCCAGUGCCUUGACCAUUAUACGCAUGUGCCUGCACCUCUGUGCACGCACACAAGACAAACCUUCAGCACCAAAGAGUUGUUGCUGGCUCCUCAUAGAGCUUUCUUCUGCAUGGCUUCCUUCUGUGUGUAACUUAAGUGUAUUUGAAUUCAGAUACAGAUCCUGGUUGCCGUAUAACUUGUGUGUGAUGGAACUGGGUCCAGGAGAAAUAAAAGUCAGCAUGUGUGCUGGUGAAAAUUGGAGCUCGAGAGAGCCAAGGGGAUGAUGCUAGAGGUUACCAGUGGUUCCAGGACUUGCUGCAGGACCACUUUCACUGUCUGGGACACUGUGUUUAGGCCCCCCUUCAUGUCUCUGUUCCCUUCACCUGAGGAUUCCCAGGGAGUGUUGAAUAUGUGACAAGCUUUGAAGAGUGGUGGGAAGGGAAUAGGAGACCCAGUCCCUUCUCUGGUCGCUGCAUCCUUUGAUUUCUUAAAAAGAUGAGGUGUUGAAUGAACUGAAAGCCAAUAUUUGUGUCCUCCACUCCACUGUUGUGUCCUGUGCAUCCCCAGAGCAUGCACUGAAUAAACCCUGUGGUGAAAGGC